Messenger RNA from Condylostylus longicornis, 3202 nucleotides. Its product is annotated as GATA zinc finger domain-containing protein 14-like. The transcript is spliced from 3 exons. The coding region runs from base 1525 to 2379 and encodes 284 amino acids. The record is from RefSeq and is a predicted model, not a curated record. NCBI's taxonomy places the organism in Eukaryota, Metazoa, Arthropoda, Insecta, Diptera, Dolichopodidae.
UUUUCCACAAUUUACCAUUCAUCGACAUUAACAUCAGAUGGUUUGUAUUCAACAGAACAUUAUUCUUUUUAUUGAAAAGACUGAACUUUGAACAAAAAAUCAAUGAUAUAAAGAAGAGUGAGUAGGAGAAAGAACAAGGAAAUAUCCUUGAAGUUUUGUUUUUGUUUUUCCUGCAAUAAAAGAGAAAAGUUAAAGAUGAAUUAGAUAAAAAAAAAACUAAAAUAAAAUUAAAAAAAUAAAACAAAAAUAUAAAAAAGCAAAAAGUUUUAAAAAAAAAAAUUUUAUCCUUGAAAAUAAAAACUUAAAAAAAAAAAUUAAAGGAUAAUAUGUUUUUCUUUUAUUCAUUUCUUCUAUUCAAUUUAUAUUUGCCAUAGAUAGCAUUUUAUAAAAUAAUAAUGAAAUGGUCUAAAUAUUCAAGGAUCAAAAAAUGGAGAAUUGUAUUGAAUUAGAAAUGUAUAAAAAAUGUCAGUUUAUUGAAAUUUAUAAAAAGAAAAUAAGAAAAUAAUAAAUUAAAAGUAAAACAAGGAUUCGGAAGAAAAAUAAUUUUAAAUUUUCUUAAUUUAAAGAGGGAAUUAUAAAAUUGCAGAUAAACGAGUGCAUAAAUAUUGAUUUUUGUUUUUUAAUAUUAAUUAAAAAGGAUCAUUGUAACAAGAACAAAGAGAUCCCGUGGUUUGUUUUUUUGUCGGUAACGUGGAAAUUUUCGCGAACUUGUUAAUAUUUUAAUUUAAAAAACAAAAUUACAAAAAAUAAAACGAAAAGAAAAAAUUAUUUCCCAACCUGGUUUUUAAUGAUUUCUAUUAAAUUUAUGGUGCUCAUCUAAUUUUUGUUCAAAUUUCAAUUCAAGUGAUGGUUUAUAACAUUAGAACCUAAAAAAUACAAGAAAAUUUAUUAAAUUUUUUUAGUUUCAACUAUAAAAUAUAAUUACAUUUAAAUGAUACAAUAAAUUUUAUUAUUGAAUUGAUUUCCAUAUAAAAUUUAAAUAAAUUGUAAACAAACUGAAAAUUUAAAAUAAAAAUUAAUUUUAUAUGAAAUGUGCCAUUUAUAUUGGGUAUUACUAUGACAAAAAAAAAAUUUUAAAAUAAAAUUAUUUUCAAAUUGAAUAUAUGAAAUUAAUAAUGUAAUUUAUUAAAUUAAUAGUAAACCAUAAAUUAAGUAUUCAAGAAAGCAUUAAAGAAAUUUCAAAAUUUGAAGAAGUGAAAAAAUACCAAGCAGCUUAAAGUCACAACUAAGUCAAUAAAAUUUAAAUAAACUAAAAUAAUACCAUAAAAUAUUGGAAAACAGAGUGCUUAUAUUACUAAUAAUAAAUUUAGAAUUAAUAAUCGAGUAUAACAUACCUAAUAUUUUACUAUUUCAUCGUAUUUAUUCACAAAAAAAAAAAAACACUGGAAAAAUUUAUUAAAUAACACCACUAUAUUUACCCUAUACUUUAAAGGUAAUAAAUUGGAGUAAUAAAUGGGACAUGAAACACAAUAAAAUAUAGAAAUAAAAAAGAGAAGAAAACACAAAAAAAAAAUAAAGGUGAAAAUGUCUGAAAUACCAUUCGAAUAUUAUUUAACAACAAGGAAUUCGAAUAUAAUUUCGAUGACCUCAACUAAUAAUAAUAAUGAUAGUUAUUUUAUUGAUAAAAUAAAAACAACAGCAGCGGUAACAAAAAUAACAACGAAUAUUACAAAUAUGAUUAAUAAUUCAAUAAAUACAAAUACAACUAUACUUGAUAAUAAAAUGAUUAACAAUAAUGAUAAUAAUAGCACUACUACUACAACUACAUAUAAUGUAAAUAAUAAUGAUAAUAAUUUAACAUCAAUUUAUACAAAUAAUAAUUUAAUAUUAAAUAUUAAUAAAAUAAAAUCAUUAUCAACAAAUACAAUAUUUAAUAAUACAACAACUACCACCACUAUCAAUAAUAUUGCAACUCAUAAUACACCUUUAUUAGAUAUAAGAAAACAAAUCAAUAAUAAUAAUAAUGAUAAUAGUUUGGAUAAUAAUAAUGAAAAAUUUUAUAUUAAUUCAUUGGAAACUAAAAAAUUUCUAAAAAAUAAUUAUUGUAAAUCAAGAUUAUCAAGAACGAUAAAUGAAUUUCGAUGGUGGUGGUAUCAUCUUCAUUACACGAAUUAUUUUAAUAGUAGUUGUAAUAAUAAUAAAAAUAAUAAUAAUAAUAAUAAAUAUAAAUCUGAUAGUUAUAAUAAUAAAAAUAAUAAAAGAAAUUUUAAUUUAAAAUCAUCAGGAGGAUAUAAACAAAUUUUUCUGAUAUUCAUAGUUUACUACUUAGUUAUGGCAUCAUCAAUAGUUAAAGGUAUGGUCACUUUAUUCAUUGGCGUUUUAUCAGUUUCUGGUGUUAAGUAUUUUAAACAAAUAAAAGACUAUAUUUUUUUUAUGUAAAAAUUAUUAAUUUUAUUAUUGAAAACAUAUUAAAAACAAAAUUUAAUGGAAUCUUUAAUAGGAGAUAUAAAAACUCCAAAAAGAAAAAAAAUAGGGAGUGAUAAGUAAUAAUAAGGGAUAGGCUAAAUUAAAAAUUCUAUAUUAAAAUAUAAUUGAUUUAAUUACUUAUAAACAAACUUGACGAUAUGAAAAUAUUUUCGAUUUCUCAUUUUAAUUCUACGUAUAUACCCUUUGUAUACCCCUGUACGUAUUUCUACCUAUUAAAGCAUUUGAGUCCGCCGCCGUCGCCUAGAAUCUCUAAAUACUGCUAUUUUUAAUGUUGAAUUAAUUGAGGAUUGAAAAUAUUUAGUGAGCUUACUGAAAUAAGAGAAAGUACAAAUAUAUAUUAUCUACGUAAUACUGGUAUUUCUGAAUUUCAGUGUUUUUAAAUUUCAGGAUUGUUAUCUCAAUACAAAUAAUAAAACAUAGAGCCAUUAAUUUCAUAUAAACAACUUUGGUAACAGGCGGUCUAAUAAAUCAACAAAUUUAAUUUUUCUUACAAUGGUUGUCAAUUAAAAUAAUUUGAUUAUAACUCAGAAAACAUUAAGCCAGCAAUAUUCUUAUUUAAUUUUGAACAAUUCAAACAAUAACUGACCCUAUUGUUCUGAUAAAGUUCCUUCAAUAUUUGUCAUGGAAUUUCUAAAAUAACUGAAGCCUAUAAUGCUACAAUUUUUGGUAAACGAGUUUGAUUAUAAGUUGGAGUUACAAUCGUAAUAAUCCACUUUUUUCACUUAUUAUAGUAUACAAUUAAUUUUACUGAUAGCAAGCGUAAAAUGACUGUUUU